Molecule: messenger RNA, 558 nt
Organism: Cotesia congregata
Lineage: Eukaryota; Metazoa; Arthropoda; Insecta; Hymenoptera; Braconidae
Source: the annotation of a GenBank genome assembly
AUGGCUUUCUAUGAUGAAGAGAUCGGAUUUACGCAUAGACUUUUGACAGCAAAUAAAUCAGAUAAUCUAUACUCACCAAAAAUAAUUGAUCAUGAUGAUAAUUAUAUUGGACAAAUACCAGAAGAUAAUUUAAUGUUUUGGAAAAAUUCUUAUGAUUGGUCAGCAAAAGAUUAUAAUUUAGCAAAAGUAAAAGAAUACGGUGUUGCAUAUAAAAAUGGCAUAGUAAUACAAUAUGAUGUCCAGAGUGAAUGUAAAAAAUAUCGAAUCCAUUAUAAUUUUGAAAAUAAUUAUAAAGAUAAUUUUGAUACUCCAGUUACAGAACUUAAUGGAGAAGAUAAUCCGCAACCUAACCAGACUUAUUAUGAAUCGACUAAUAAAAAUUGUAACUUUAAAUGGAGUAUGAUAUUGAAAAGUAAAUCUUCUAAUGUUGAUCUAACAAGUGAUUUUGACAACUCCAAACAAAUAGUGACCUGUGGGGCUAAAGAAUAUAAGAUUGAAAUUAUAAAAGAUAAUAAAUAUUAUUUAGUUAAACGUGGUAACAAUGAUUAUUUACCAUAA